ACGAUUCCAGCGCAUGCCCACUGUGCCACAUGUGGAGCGGUGCCUGUGUGUCCAGAGAGCAAAGAUUAUUACCAGUCAGUGAUCGGUCCUGAUCGGGUCGGUUCUGGUUAGGUCAGGAAGAAUGGCAGCAGGACCGGAAGGGAAACUGCAGCUGGUCCAGAGACACGUUCGAGCUUUUCCAGACUUCCCAAAGAAAGGGAUCCUGUUCAGAGACAUUUGUCCCAUCCUGAAGAGUCCAGCUGCUCUCACAGCGGUCACUGACCUGUUUGAAGAACAUGUGAGGAGCCAUCAGCUGCAGGUGGACCUGAUCGUUGGUUUGGAUGCUCGUGGGUUCCUGUUUGGGCCCCUGCUCGCCCAAAGGCUGGGUGUUGGCUUCGUUCUGGUUAGGAAGAAAGGCAAACUGCCCGGAGCCACGGUCAGUGUGGCCUAUGACCUGGAGUACGGCACGGCAGAGGUAGAGAUCCAGGAGGAUGCAGUGGCUCCAGGCCAGAAGGUUCUGAUUAUUGAUGACCUUUUAGCUACAGGAGGGACGCUGCUUGCAGCCUGUGAGCUAAUGAAGAAGCAGCAAGCGGACAUCCAGGGCUGCAUGGUGGUCAUCGAACUCAGAGACCUGAAGGGAGCUGACCGUCUGAAGCCUCACAACAUCUUCUCCCUUCUCCAGUACUGAGGAGUGGCACAGCGCCCCCUCUGGGUGGAACUCAUCAUCCAAAAAAACUAUAUUCCAAUUGAAUUGUUGUAUCAGGACCAAAGCUCCCUCCUGCUAUGUGCAGCUGAGAUUUUCUUCUGUUCAGAUGCUGAAUCUUCUUCUUCUCUGCCUCUGAAUAGAGGUCCUAGAUGGUUUGCAUCUAGGACUACGUAUCAAGUCCUAGAUGUAAACCAAACCGUUUCUUCAUCUAUAAGACAUGUAAAAGCCGGUGAAGAUCUAAAGCCAGUGUGUCAAACUAAUUUUCAUUUUGGGGCCCAUCAAGAUUUUAAAUGUCCUCAAAGGGAUUAUUGUGGCAGAAUUUAUAGAUAAAACUACCUUUUAUCUAUACUGAGUUUUAAAAUAUAACUUUCUCUGGAUUCAGUUUGUAAUUCUUUAAUAUUUUUUUUUAUUAAA
Molecule: messenger RNA, 1099 nt
Organism: Poecilia latipinna (sailfin molly)
Lineage: Eukaryota; Metazoa; Chordata; Actinopteri; Cyprinodontiformes; Poeciliidae
Gene: aprt
Product: adenine phosphoribosyltransferase
Exons: 6
Coding region: 122-667 (181 amino acids)
Biological process (GO): AMP salvage; adenine salvage
Cellular component (GO): cytoplasm
Molecular function (GO): AMP binding; adenine phosphoribosyltransferase activity; adenine binding
Source: RefSeq, a predicted model, not a curated record